Molecule: messenger RNA, 681 nt
Organism: Striga hermonthica
Lineage: Eukaryota; Viridiplantae; Streptophyta; Magnoliopsida; Lamiales; Orobanchaceae
Source: the annotation of a GenBank genome assembly
AUGGGUGAGCAGGCCCACGUCCAAAUCCACAACCCACCCAAACCAGAGUUUCAUUCGCAGAGCAUCCUCUACCAGCAGCUCGCCGUCAAGGCUGGCGAUACCAUCUACCAACGUUUCAUUGCCCUCUGUGGAGGUCAGCAUUCCAUCUGCCCGGACACUGUCCUCACCCUCUCCCCCCAGCAGCUGAAGCAAAUUGGGGUCUCUGGCCGCAAGGCCAGCUACAUCUAUGACCUUGCGAAUAAAUACAAAUCUGGGAUUUUAUCAGAUGACAUGGUAGUUAAGAUGGACGACAAGUCCUUGUUCACAAUGCUGACAAUGGUGAAAGGAAUUGGUUCCUGGUCGGUUCACAUGUUCAUGAUUCUUUCUCUCCAGAGGCCGGAUGUCCUGCCAGUGAGUGACUUCAAGGUCAGGAAAGGAGUGCAGAUGUUGUAUGGCCUGGAUGAGCUGCCCAAGCCCUCACAGAUGGAGCAACUGUGUGAGAAGUGGAGGCCCUACAGGUCUGUAGGGGCAUGGUACAUGUGGCGGUUAAUGGAAGCAAAGGCGUUGGUACAGGAAGCCGGCUCUAGAGGCCUUCAGGGUGGUGUAGUGCAGCCAUUGCAGCAGAUAGAACCAAACCAGGAAGGUCAUCAACAUCAGCUGCAGUUUGUGGAGCAAGUUAAUGGCAUCAGCAACAUAGGGUAG